AUGUCGUUCGCGCACGAGCGACGGAGCCGGCGCAUGGUCGAGCUGGAGGCGGCCGAGCUGCACGCCGCGCGCGAGCGCUCCGAGCGCUUUGAGCGUCGCGCGGCGGCGUCCGCCUCCCCGCGUCGCGUGCGCCGCCGCGGCCGCUUCUGGAACCGAACCUACGCGCCGAUCGAGGUUGAAUCGUUACCGCCGGAGCUCGAGGCCGCGAGCCUGCUCAGGGGCGCGUACGAUACCACGCCGCGCGUUCCGCCCGGUCUGGGCGGCGAGCGGUGGGAGACGUGGAGGCACGUGCCCACCGUCGUCUCCCCUCACGACGACGACCACGACCACGACGACGACGACGCGGCCGUCCCGGCUUCGGCCCCGCCCGGGCUCAACCCGCACGCAGCCCCAAUGGCCUCCGUCGUCGGCAAGGUGACCGCGAAGUGCUACGAGGUGGACACGCGCGACCCCAAGCGCGUCGCGCAGAUUCUUAGGGAGAACAGGGAGCGCAUCGCGAACGAGAGCGGGAAGGACGGGACCGCCUCGGACGCGGCCACGGACACUGAGGCGGACUCGUCCGAAUCCGAGGUUGAGCUCGAGCCCUCGAGAACGAUCAAGUCGCGGGUCUUCCACGACAAGACCACGCGGGUGCCAACCCAACCCGAGGGUAGCAUGCGCGUGGUGGCGACCGUGCGGGACACCCGCGGCGUCGAGAUGCUCCCGCCGCCCCCGCCCGACGCCCACUUCGACGCCAUCGCCAAGUUCAGGCGCGCCAGGCACGACAAGGAGGCGGAACGAAGGAGAAGGGCGAGGGAACGGUCGAGGGAACGAGCAGAGGCGGCGGCGAGGCGACGCGAGGAAAAGAGGCUGGCGGAGGAGGAAAAGAGGGCCGCAAGGUCCGCCGCGAAGGACGCCAAGGCUGCAGCCAAAAACGCCGCGAAGGAAAGGACGCGAGCCGCGAAGGCUUCUUCGGAUUCCGAGUCGGAGCGCUCGUCGAACCCAGAGCCGGCAAAAACUCCGAGGCAAAAACUUCCCAGGAUGCCCCGGGGCUUUCGCCGCCGAGACGACGCCUCUGCCGGCGCCCGCGGCGCGUGGGCCUCCGCGUGCGUCAGGUCCCUCCGCCACGGCGCCGUCCACCUUCGAUCGGGCGCGGUGCAAACCCUCAAACACGGUUCAAACGCGGUUCAAACACUCCCCCGCGCCGCUGUUCACUCCGCCGCCGUCGUCGGAAAAUCUCUCCACGACGCGGGCCACGCGAUGGACGCCGCGGUGGGAUCCGUCGCGAAAAACGUCGUGAACGCGUCCGUCAACACCUGGCGGGGCGUCCGGGACUCUGACCUCGCCAAGAGCGCCGUCGUCGCGACGCGUAGGUUCCUCGCGCGAAGGCCCUGGGAGCCGCACUUGGAGCGAUGCAGCUGGAACGUGGCGACGCCUCCGGCGGUGAGCGUAAGGGUGGGCCCGGCUCGCGGGCCCGGUUGGUUCAGGGUUCUCAAAGUAGGUCCUCGAUCCUUCCCGGACCUCACCCCGCCGAUCGCGCCCGCGGCGGUCGACGCGCACGAGACGAGGCACGCGUCGUCCAGCGGUGAGAGGGAGCGAUCGAUGGCGAUACUCGUCAAGGCUGCGGGGGUGCCGGUGGCGGCGAAAACCCCCGCGGAUGCGCUCCGGAUGCUCGGGAUGGAAGUUCGCAACGCGGGAAACGCGGUGCGGAACUCGUCGCUGCGCACGCUCGAGUUCACGCUGGACUCCGCGGCCAAGACGGUCGGCGCCGCGUCGAGGACCGUGGGAGGCGCCGCGGAAGGGGUCGGCCGGACUCUGUUCAGCGCCGCCGAGCGACUCGCUCAGAGAACCGAAUUUUACGAGGAGCUGGAUAUCGACAUGGACGACCCGGACGCGCCCUGGCCCAACGGAUGCUACGAGGAUCUGGAGGGUUACACGCACAAGGCUGAGGCGUGGGCGGUGACGCCGCACUGGAGCAAGGGUAUGCGCGUGCCCCCGGAGGAAUCCGAGGAUGACGAGGAGGAGGAUAAGUUCAUUCGGUCGCUCGAGCCGAAGGAGGCGAGGUACAGGGACGCCGAGGACAUCGCGGCGAUGAUGCUCGACGCCGGCGACGAUUACGAUUCGUACGGAAACGACGAUUCGUAUUCCUAUCGCUCCUCGCGCCGACAUUCGCCGCGGCAGCAGCCAAAGCCCCCCAGGCCUUCGUUCAACGCUCCGCUGUCGCCGCUCCCGCCGCAGCCCACCGAGGCUGAGGACGACGAGUACCGACACCUCUCGCCGCUCUUUGUUCCGCCGGAGGAACCGAGGGGCGCGGAGGAAGGCGCGGUGCCGCUUCGAAGCCUCAGGCUGGACGAUUACGAGGAGUCACUCGCGACGCGCGUCAGGAUGCUCCAGAAGUCUUUCCCGGAGGUGGCCCAGGAGAUUGCAGACGCGGUGUACGACUACGCGGGUAGAAUCGGCGAAUCCGGCGCGCCCGGGGAGCGGGUCGCGGCUUCCGGAAUGUCCACAAAACCCGUGGACGUCGCCGCCGCCACCCGCGUGGUUCAGGAGCUCGAGGCUGCGUCCAUGUCCGUCCUGAUGCACGGCAAAAUUCCGACGGGGGAGACGCUGCGGGCGUGGCUGGACGACGUCGUCGAGGGCCGGGGGAUGGGUCGCGAGGCGUGGCGCGAGGAUAACACCGAUUUUUUCCGGGGAGGGAGCCACUCCGGAUCCGACUCUAAAGGCUUCUCGUCGUUGGACAACCAGGAGACGCAGUACUCCCUCUCACCCACGAUGGAGGUGCGUGAAGUGCGUGAAGUGCGCACCAAUGGGCGAACCGACGGCGCCGACGUUGGCGACGCGUUCACGCCGGGAUCCAAAAAAUUCGUGAGCGACAUCGCCGGCGCGUUUGAGGGAUGGGCCGGUCGUGAACCCCGAUCGUACCCUGAGCGGUACGACGGGCUCCUUGCGCGUACGUUCGACGGGCGGGACCCUCGUGAAGAGGCGGCGCGGGUCAUGGAGAACGAGGCGCGGUCCAGGCGGUUCAUCCGCGCGUGGCACGCCGCUUGCCAUGAAGGUCCCAUCGCGAAUGCGGUGCGGGGGAUUGAACACGAGAGGUUUGAGAAAUCGCCGGCGACGGCUGUGAAGGGCGCCUUCGCCGCCGCGGAGGGAGCCAUCGAGCGCGUGGAGAACGUCUCCAAGUUUUUCGCGGACACCGACGACUCGUCCAUGGACAUAUCCCGCGAUGAGGUCGCGGCGGCGGGUGUCCAGUCCCCGAAGGACGUCAAGUCUCCGCCUCGCGCGACGAGGAAACCUUGGGACUUUUCCGACUCUUCGCAGAGCGACAUCGAGGUCGACCCCGCGACGCCAGCACCCGCGCCCAAACCCGCCGUCGAGGGUACCGCGGCGGCCGUCGAGGGCGGCAGCGGGAGGAAGCCCGGCGCGCGCGUCAUCGGCGGGCUCCUCUCGCCGUUUCGCACUAUUAAGAACGGGCUCAAGAUGCUAUCACAGCAGAACAGCCCGGAGAUGGCGCUGAAACCCACCACGAUCGCGCCCGUCUCUGAGACGACCUCCUUGCCGGUCUCGUCCGCGGUGUCUGAGUCCCCGCCGGCGUCGCCCUCGGUGGAGAACGCCUCGGAGGAGUCGGUCAACGCCGCCUCCGCCUCGGUGUCGGUGUCAGAGUCAGCUUCUCGGUCCCCCUCGGGGUCGCUCACGGGCUCUCCCUCGUUCGUCGCGGCGGUGGAAGCGUCCGAGGAGAAGAUCGUCGCGUCCGCGCGCGACGCCGUCACCUCCCGUUUCGCCGGGAAGGACCUCGAAGACGCGCUCGUGGCUGACGACGACGACGAUUCAGAUUCCGAAAAGUCGCCGUCGCCCGCGAUGCAGAGCGCCAGGAGCAAGGGAGCGCAACCGACGAUGAGCACGGGGGGUUCCUCCAUGGUCACCGCCCGAACCGGUGGGUCCGUCGCCUUCUCAGGCGGGCCGGGGUUCUCGAACGGCGGGUGGUCGGCGACGAAGACGAUAUACUUUGACGACGAGUCGCCGGGCGGAACCGCGUCGGUGAGCAAGCCGACGAAAACCGCCCCGAAGACGGUGAUCAAACCGUCGUCCGUCGCCGUCAGCACGAAGAAGAUCUACGAGGACGAGUCCGACGAGGACGACUUCGAAGACAGGUUCAGCAGGUUCCCGCGCGCCAUCGGCGAUAAGACCAUGGACGAGAUGCUCGACGCGCUCGACAAGGAUCUCGAGUCGUCGAUGGAGGAAUCCCCCGGGCCGGUUCGGUUCAACCCGUUCAACCGGUUCAAGGGUUUCGCCAACACGAAGACCGCAUCCGUGGUCGACGCGUCCGCGGACAAGGAAAACGAGGAAAACUCGGGCGGCAACUCCAGCGGGAACACCACCGACUCCGACACCAAGGAGUGGCGGAGGGCGGUGGAUCGCGCCAAGAACGUUCAACCCGUUCAACCCGUUCAACAAAGAGUCGCGGCUUUCGGAAAGGUUUCCUCGCCGCUGAAGCCGUCGCGGGUGCGAUCGCCGGCGAGGGAGCUCGCGGGGUACGGCUCGGCGCGGGCCGCGUUCGAGAGGGAGGCUUCGCGACUCGACGCCUCCAUGGACCGCGGAUCAAGGCGGAGGAGGUGA
Micromonas commoda is the source of this 4593-nucleotide messenger RNA. RefSeq lists its product with no specific name. The coding region runs from base 1 to 4593 and encodes 1530 amino acids. The transcript has a single exon. NCBI's taxonomy places the organism in Eukaryota, Viridiplantae, Chlorophyta, Mamiellophyceae, Mamiellales, Mamiellaceae. The record is from RefSeq and is a predicted model, not a curated record.